This is a messenger RNA of Manis pentadactyla (Chinese pangolin), 1785 nucleotides long. RefSeq names its product replication factor C subunit 2 (gene RFC2). The transcript has 11 exons. Bases 16 to 1119 code for a protein of 367 amino acids. Lineage: Eukaryota; Metazoa; Chordata; Mammalia; Pholidota; Manidae. Gene Ontology annotation, cellular component: DNA replication factor C complex; nucleus. Gene Ontology annotation, biological process: DNA repair; DNA-templated DNA replication. The record is from RefSeq and is a predicted model, not a curated record. Gene Ontology annotation, molecular function: ATP binding; ATP hydrolysis activity; DNA binding.
GGCGGGGAUUGCGUGAUGACGUUGCGGGGCGAGGUUUCGGGCGGCGGGAAGAGGCGCUGGAGAAUGGAGGUGCAGGAGAGCGGUAGCAUGGGCGAGCGCGGGCCCCAGGCCCCAGCCCCUGCCCCGAGCAAGGCCCCCGGCAGCGCGGGCCACUAUGAGCUGCCAUGGGUUGAAAAAUAUAGGCCAGUAAGGUUGAAUGAAAUCGUCGGGAAUGAAGACACUGUGAGCAGGCUGGAGGUCUUUGCAAGAGAAGGAAAUGUGCCCAAUAUUAUCAUUGCUGGACCCCCAGGAACGGGCAAGACCACCAGCAUCCUGUGUUUGGCACGAGCGCUGCUGGGCCCCGCGCUCAAGGACGCUGUUCUGGAACUCAAUGCCUCAAAUGACAGAGGUAUUGACGUUGUGAGGAACAAAAUCAAAAUGUUUGCCCAGCAGAAAGUCACCCUUCCCAAAGGACGGCACAAGAUCAUCAUCUUGGACGAAGCAGACAGCAUGACUGAUGGAGCCCAGCAAGCCUUGAGGAGAACCAUGGAAAUCUACUCCAAAACAACUCGCUUUGCCCUUGCUUGCAAUGCUUCGGAUAAAAUCAUAGAGCCCAUUCAGUCCCGGUGUGCAGUCCUCCGCUACACAAAGCUGACCGACGCCCAGGUUCUUGCCAGGUUAAUGACCAUAAUCGAGAAGGAGAAGGUGCCGCAUGCUGACGAUGGCCUGGAGGCUAUUAUCUUCACCGCCCAGGGAGACAUGAGGCAGGCUUUGAACAACUUGCAGUCAACUUUCUCAGGAUUCGGCUUUAUUAACAGUGAGAAUGUGUUCAAGGUCUGUGACGAGCCGCACCCCUUGCUGGUGAAGGAGAUGAUCCAGCAUUGCGUGAGCGCCAAUAUCGAUGACGCCUACAAGAUUCUCGCUCACCUCUGGCAUCUUGGCUAUUCACCAGAAGACAUCAUUGGCAACAUUUUUCGAGUGUGUAAAACCUUCCAAAUGGCAGAAUACUUGAAACUGGAGUUUAUUAAGGAAAUUGGAUACACGCAUAUGAAAAUAGCAGAAGGUGUGAACUCCCUCCUGCAGAUGGCAGGGCUCCUGGCCAGGCUGUGUCAGAAGACAAUGGCCCCUGUGGCCAGUUAGAGCAGACAGCUCAUUGAUUGGGUUAUGAGAGCCAUCAUCCCUGAGAGACAGGAGUCACACAGCCUUCUGACUCAGGAGAGAAAUGCUGCCUUAGACAGGUAUUGGAGCCCACCUUCCUUUAACACGAUUGUUUCCAGCAUGUCCCCACGAGCAUUUGCAUUCAGCCUCAGACUUACGGAUGUGGUGACAGGGUGGAAGGCCCCAGGGAACCUGCAGGGCAUGAUUGGGCAUUUUAGCUAAUAAGACUGUACAGUUCUGUCAGCAAUGAAGUGGCAGUGCAAGGCCCCAAGGAAAACCAGCUUCCUGUCCCUGCACAGGCUCCUAGCAUCCUACAAGUAGAAAGGUGAUUUAGAUAAUAAAUUAGACAAGCUAAUGUCAGUUUUUCUAGCGGCCUGGAGGACAGGUCCAUGAGGUAGGAUUUGCUGUAAUUUACUGACUAGUCAUGUAGACUUCUAGAACAGCCUAGGGCAAUGAGCCCUUCGGAUAGAACUCUGGGUUCACCAAAAACGGGGAAACUCCUGCCACGCUGCCUGUUCUGUGUAGCUGGAUGUAUACUUUGCUUUAGAAUUCCCCAGUGAAUUUCAUAUUAAUUUGUAGGAUUGCUUAAUUUUUCCUUGUUUUAAUUAUGAAAAAUACCAAUUGUUCAUAAAAGUAGAGAGAAUGGUA